Molecule: messenger RNA, 1196 nt
Organism: Melopsittacus undulatus (budgerigar)
Lineage: Eukaryota; Metazoa; Chordata; Aves; Psittaciformes; Psittaculidae
Product: SRSF protein kinase 3-like
Exons: 11
Coding region: 1-1146 (381 amino acids)
Biological process (GO): intracellular signal transduction; regulation of mRNA processing; peptidyl-serine phosphorylation
Cellular component (GO): cytoplasm; nucleus
Molecular function (GO): protein serine/threonine kinase activity; ATP binding
Source: RefSeq, a predicted model, not a curated record
AUGGAGGAGCGGAUGGAAGAGGAAACACAAACAGCCCAGCACACAGGAGGCCACCACCCCGUGCAGGAAGGAGAGGUGCUCAACACACAGUACCAGGCUCUGCGCAAGCUGGGCUGUGGCACCUUUGCCACUGUCUGGCUCUGCAAGGACAUGAGGAGGAAGAAACAGGUAGCUGUGAAGGUCCUGAGGAGCAGGGAAGGCUUUGCUGAGGCUGCCCAGGAUGAGGUUGCCCUCCUCCGCUGUGUGAACAGUAUGAAGAAGAAGGAUGGGGCAGGAGAAAACAUCGUCUGUUUGUUAGAUGACUUCAGAAUGAUUGGAGAGAAUGGCUUCCAUAUGUGCUUGGUAUUUGAGGCACUGGGUCCUUCCCUACGGUGUCUGAUGGGUAAUUACACAGCACAGGGGCUGCCUCUGCCUUUUGUGAAAAGGUCCUUACAGCAGGUGCUGGCAGGGUUGCGCUUCCUGCAUGAGAGCUGCCGCAUCAUCCACACGGACAUCAAACCGGAGAACAUCUUGUUGUAUGGACGUGAUAGAAGCCUCCAAAGGAUUCUGCCUGAUACACGUGACUGUGACCAGGGGACAGAUUCAAAGCUAAAGGGACCAGGGAAUGCUCUUGGCAAUCAAUUGGAAGAAUCUGAUUUGAUGAGCAUAGAAGUAAAAAUUGCAGAUCUGGGCAGCGCAUGCUGGACGUACAAGCCCUUUUCCAAGGAGAUACAGACCCAGCCAUACCGUGCCCUGGAAGUGCUUCUUGGGUUAGACUACAGCACUCCUGUGGAUAUCUGGAGCACAGGCUGCCUGGCAUUUGAAAUGGCAACUGGGGAACGUCUAUUUGACCCUCAACCUGGGAAGUAUUUCUCCAGAGAUGAUGAUCAUGUUGCUCGUAUUAUCGAGCUCCUGGGAAGAAUUCCUCCUCAAAUUGCUUAUUCCUGGAACAAGUCAACAAAAUUUUUCAGCAGGCCAGGCGCUCUCCUGCGGAUCUCCAGGCUCUCCCCCCGCAGCCUCCACGCCCUCCUGUCGGACAGGCACCGCUGGACAAGACCCGAGGUUUCCCCCUUCGCCAGCUUCCUCCUCGCCGCGCUGCACUACUCUCCGCAGCGCCGCGCCACAGCCGCGCAGUGCCUGCAGCACGCCUGGCUCAGCGCCCCGUGACCGGCCCCAAGCCCUCGCCGGAGCCGCCUCUUCCCUCCCCCCUCCCGCAG